Serpula lacrymans var. lacrymans S7.9 is the source of this 1055-nucleotide messenger RNA. RefSeq lists its product as uncharacterized. Gene Ontology annotation, biological process: oxaloacetate metabolic process; L-glutamine metabolic process. The transcript is spliced from 11 exons. The coding region runs from base 45 to 956 and encodes 303 amino acids. Gene Ontology annotation, molecular function: omega-amidase activity. Gene Ontology annotation, cellular component: mitochondrion. NCBI's taxonomy places the organism in Eukaryota, Fungi, Basidiomycota, Agaricomycetes, Boletales, Serpulaceae. The record is from RefSeq and is a predicted model, not a curated record.
CACACCCAUCUUUCUCGUCGACGUCGUCGCCAACGUUCCGCUCCAUGUCGUCCCUCGCUUCAGCCCCGGCGUUCAAGCCCUUCAACCUCGCCUUGAUCCAGCUUGGAGGCGUCGGCCCCAACAAAUCUGAGAACCUCAAGCAUGCUCGCGAGAUGAUCCUCAAUGCUGCCAACGGAAACUCGGGAGUAAAACCAGACCUGAUCGUGUUACCCGAAUGCUUCAACUCGCCGUACGGCCACGCUCACUUUCCCGUAUACGCCGAGACCAUCGGCUUUCGCCAUGACAAGCCAUACGAUGUAGCGAGCAGCCCAAGUGAGAGCGUCAAGAUGCUCUCUGACGCUGCAAAAGAAACCGGUGUUUGGGUGGUUGGAGGCUCUAUCCCUGAACGCGAUCCUUCUGACGACAAGUUCUACAACACUUGCACCGUCUACUCCCCCCAAGGCAAAUUGGUCGCGAUGCACCGUAAGGUGCAUCUAUUCGAUAUUGAUAUUCCAGGCAAAAUCACAUUCAAAGAAAGCGAAACAUUGACCGGAGGGAACACAACAAACUUUUUCGAUACAGACUUCGCUCGUGUCGGUCUGGGUAUUUGCUAUGACGUACGAUUCCCCGAGCUAUCCAUGAUCGCAGCACGGCAAGGCUGCCACGUGAUGAUCUAUCCUGGAGCGUUCAAUCUCACAACAGGACCUAUGCACUGGAAGCUUCUACAACAAGCACGUGCCGUGGAUAAUCAAGUAUUCUUCUCAAUGUGUAGUCCAGCCCGAGAUAUGAGUGCUGGGUAUCAUGCUUGGGGCCAUUCGAUGGUGGUUGAUCCUUAUGGUACGGUCCUCGUCGAAGCUGAAGAAGGUGAAACUAUAUUACACACACAUAUUGAUCCCAAGCCACUCCACGACGCAAGACAAGGCAUACCAGUGACCACCCAGAGACGAUUCGAUGUAUAUCCGGACGUUAGCAAAUGAUGAUGCCGACUUGGUAAUGUAAACAUAUCACAUUGUAGAGAACGAACAGGGAUCCGAGAGAUAGUACUAAAGGAGAUGUUGUACAAGUACACAGAUAGC